Molecule: messenger RNA, 2031 nt
Organism: Sphaerulina musiva SO2202
Lineage: Eukaryota; Fungi; Ascomycota; Dothideomycetes; Mycosphaerellales; Mycosphaerellaceae
Product: alpha/beta-hydrolase
Exons: 8
Coding region: 1-2031 (676 amino acids)
Biological process (GO): proteolysis
Cellular component (GO): fungal-type vacuole
Molecular function (GO): serine-type carboxypeptidase activity
Source: RefSeq, a predicted model, not a curated record
AUGGCUUCAAUAGCGCUGACUUUGCUUGUCAGCUUGGCUGCAGCUCAGUUCCCACCCAAGCCGGAAGGCGUCAAGGUCUUGCGCUCCAAACAUCACGACGGUGUAACGCUAUCAUACAAAGAACCAGGACUAUGCGAGACAACUCCCGGAGUCAAGUCAUAUGCAGGCUAUGUACAUUUACCUGUGGAAGCACUCAAUGAGACGUUCGAGCAUAAUGGUUAUCCCAUCAAUACCUUUUAUUGGUUUUUCGAGUCUCGCAUGGAUCCUCACAACGCGCCAUUGGCGAUUUGGUUGAAUGGCGGGCCGGGAGGCAGUAGUCUGCUCGGCGCCCUCUCAGAGAACGGACCGUGCUUCGUGAGCAACGAUUCGAAGAGCACAUAUCUCAAUCCAUGGUCGUGGAAUAACGAGGCAAAUCUCCUUUUCAUCGACCAGCCGAACCAAGUAGGAUACUCUUACGACGUCCUCACCAACGUGACCGUGAACCUCAUCCCUUCGGAUUCGUGGCUUCCAGGAGGUGACGUACAACCUACAGAUUUCUCCGAUGGAGUCCCCGAGCAGAACAACACUUUCUUGGUUGGCACUUCGAGUAGUCAAAAGGUUAGCUCGACUGCCAACAGUACUCAACAUGCUGCUACAGCAAUCUGGCACUUUGCACAGACCUGGUUCGAAGAGUUCCCUCAAUACAAGCCUGACGAUGAACGCAUCAGUCUCUUCACCGAAAGCUUCGGUGGACAUUACGGACCAGGCUUCAUGGACUACUUCAUCCGACAAAACGACAAAAUCACACGAGGAGAAAUCCCCCGCGACGGCGCUCAUUACAUGCAUCUCAGCACGCUAGGUAUCGUCAACGGCUGCAUCGACGCCCCGGACAUGUUCGAAUCGGAAAUUAUCUUCGCGUACAACAACACCUACGGCAUCCAAGCCAUCUCCCAAGACGAUUACGAAUGGAGCAUGAACGAAUUCCACAAGCCCGGCGGCGUCCUCGACGACCUCCACAAAUGCCGCGAAGCAGAACUCCAAACCGAUCCACACAACCACGGCACCGUAGCCGCAACCAACAAAAUCUGCUCCGAGGCAGGCGAACGAGCCGAGAAUAUCAGCGAUGGCAUGUAUGAGGAAGGCGGGAGCCGUGCACCAUUCGACAUCACUCACGACGCGCAAGAUUCUUUCCCUCCUUCUUUUGUGCUUGGCUGGCUCAAUCAGGUGGAAGUGCAACAGGCUUUGGGAGUACCUGUCAAUCAUUCGUGGUUUUCGCAGGCUGUGUCGAAGGCGUUUUCGAGUACGGGAGAUAUUGCCAAGGGAGGUCAGUUGGAGCAGUUGAGGAAUGUGUUGGAGCAUGGAAUUACUGUUGCGCUGCUUUAUGGAGAUCGUGAUUUUGCUUGUAAUUGGAUCGGCGGAGAAAGAUAUAGUCUCAACGUGCCCUGGUCCGGUCAAGCCAAAUUCCGCGCAGCAGGAUAUACACCACUUGUGCUCUCCGAACCAUAUACGCAAUCCGGCGGUCUCGUUCGUCAAUAUGGAAAUUUGUCAUUUACACGAGUCUACCAAGCAGGCCACAUGGUCCCCUCCUACCAACCCGAAGCCGCCUAUAGAAUUUUCAUGCGCGCCCUCAACCACCGCGACAUUGCAACAGGAACCAUCAACACUCAUGACACUUUUCCCACCACCACUACCACCACCAAUACUACUACUUCCUCCUCCUCCUCCUCCGACGACGACGACGACGACGACGACGACGACGACGACGAAGAACAAUACGAAUAUUAUUCCACAACAGGACCCAGUGAUACGUGGUGGAAAAAGAAUGAUGUCUUACCCGGCAUGCCACAUGUGUGCUAUACACUGGAUCCGUUGAGGCAAUGUACGGAAGAGGAAGUUGAGUGGAUUCGAGAUGGGACGGCGGUGGUGAAGGAUUGGAUUUUGGUGGGGAGGAAGAAUGUUAGUGAUAGUGAUAGUAAUAGUGAUAGUGGUAGUCAGGUAGAAAGGAUGAUAAGUAAUAGGGAGGGUCAGGUGCCGUUCAAGGUGGAUUUGUAG